AUGAACCCUUCGAAGAAACUCAAGACCAAUGCUGGCCCUUCCACCCAGGUGCCAUCUGCUACGGGCACUACUGUAGUACCAGAUACAUCUGCAUCUGGUGAUCAACUGGGGCCGACUUCAGAUCGACCAUCCAAUUCGACAGCGCCCCAGCUGCAUCCUGUUCGCGAAACGAACUCGCCAUACGCUGGACCACACUAUCCUGAUUGCGAUGCAGAGGCCAAAGGCGCUUCCGAAUGCGGCUGCACUGCGAGGCUGAAGAGCCAACUAGAGAAGAAAGAUUCAUCCAUCGCGAUCGCCAUGAGCCACGGCGUCAAGCGACCAGCUCCCGAGAGCGUCGGCUCCGAUACAGCUUCUGCUCCCGAGAGCGUCGGCACCGACACAACUUCUGCUCCCGAGAGCGUCGCCACCGACAGAGCUCCUGCUCCAGAGAGCGUCGACACCAAUACAGCACCGACCUCGCUUCCCUCGACCCGACAAGAUACCAACAAUACCAACCUGUUCCACAACGGUACUCCUGUAUCCGAACUCAAACAUUCUGGACCGAGUGGAGCUGGCCAAACACCGAAGCAUUGGGUGCUAUGGGUAGCUCGGCGGAAAGGCAUCAUGUUUGGCUGCUACUGGGACAUGGAGCAGUUUACCAGGCUCUUCUCCAAAGCGAGGUACAGAAGUUUCCCUGACGAGGCGGCGGCUCAAAAGUUCUUUCAGCAAGUGAUUCCUAAGACACCCAUACCCCCGACCAGACACGUCGCUCCUGGUGAAGAGAUCAUCUCGGACGAGGAGUUUCUCGCCACAAGCACACUGCAUCAAGAUGGGAAUGUACAGAGCUCUGCGGCCUCUGCCGCAGUUCACGCCCCCACGGCCCCCUCUGUACCCCAAAGCACCGCCGCUCCUACCUCUACAACUUCCACAACCCCUCCCACUGGAGCUCCGACUACUCCAGCUCCAGUUGCCAGCGCACCAACUGUCGACGCUCCAACUGCCAAUGCUCCAACAACUUCGGCACCGGCUACCGCUACUACCAGCAGUGUACCUGCUACGGCUCCAACUGCUACGGCUCCGACGGCUCCAGCUUCUGUCACCAGUACUCCGACCGCUACGGCCCCUCAUGUACCCGACCAGCAUGUUCAUGCACCCGCUGAACCUUCCAACGAUCCUCCUGUCGGCCAACUAGUGAACAACCUACAGCAGUCCAUUCGGAAGCCGCUGUCGUCCGAGGCCAAACAGCAAGUAUUAGAACAGAUCGCGGCAGUUCUAGCAUAA
Molecule: messenger RNA, 1260 nt
Organism: Alternaria triticimaculans
Lineage: Eukaryota; Fungi; Ascomycota; Dothideomycetes; Pleosporales; Pleosporaceae
Exons: 2
Coding region: 1-1260 (419 amino acids)
Source: RefSeq, a predicted model, not a curated record